CCGCAGACUCUGGUCAUCUCCUGUACUGUGUCUGCAGUCUCUGGUCAUCUCCUGUACUGUGUCCGCAGUCUCUGGUCAUUCCCUGUACGGUGUCCGCAGACUCUGGUCAUUCCCUGUAAAAACCACAUGUACACCACCAAAAAGAUGGCCGCGGCGACACUUCCGGUUUGGCGUGCGUGCGUCUUGACGUCACUCUCUAACGCGUUUCGUCACUUCCGGACUUCAUCUGAAGGGAUCCCCUGUACUGUGUCCGCAGUCUCUGGUCAUCUCCUGUACUGUGUCCGCAGUCUCUGGUCAUUCCCUGUACUGUGCCCGCAGUCUCUGGUCAUUCCCUGUACUAUGUCUGCAGUCUCUGGUCAUCCCCUGUACUACGUCCGCAGU
Staurois parvus is the source of this 381-nucleotide messenger RNA. NCBI's taxonomy places the organism in Eukaryota, Metazoa, Chordata, Amphibia, Anura, Ranidae. The record is from the annotation of a GenBank genome assembly.